Molecule: messenger RNA, 1135 nt
Organism: Poecilia reticulata (guppy)
Lineage: Eukaryota; Metazoa; Chordata; Actinopteri; Cyprinodontiformes; Poeciliidae
Biological process (GO): regulation of cytokine production; T cell receptor signaling pathway
Cellular component (GO): external side of plasma membrane
Molecular function (GO): signaling receptor binding
Source: RefSeq, a predicted model, not a curated record
AGGGGCCAAACCAGGAACAAGAUUCCAGAGGAUGCUUCUCUAGGCGAAAUUUCUCUAUGCAGGAUUCCACAAGAAGGAUUGUCUGGAGAAUGAACCAACCACAAAUGGAUCAGAACAGGACUGCAGAGAUCCUCCUUUCAGUUUCCUGUACGAGGUUCAAGUUUGAAAUUUGCUGCGUUGUUGGAGUGAUUUCUAUUAUCUUGCUUUUCUCUGGAAUCUCAAUUUGCAUGUGGCAGACCUCUUGCAAAAAUGCGAGGAAGAAAAUCAACCGAAGAAAAUCAUCCAACUCUGAUUUGAAAAGUGUGAACUGUGAAAUGAAUAACCUUCUGAAUAACAUAUCUGAAAACACAGAAAAAAUCAAGAAUGAGGAUCUAGAGAAACAGAUUUACGAUCUGAAAUUAGAGAGCAGACACAAAGAUGAGACUAUCCGUCAACUACAGGAGGACAUCCGAUCUACGGGUGACGUCUACCAGCAUGACAAGACAACAAAUUUCCAAAGUUCUUCUGAAUCCCAGCAGAAUAUUCUGAGAUACUUCACCCAAACUCCAGACCUCAACACAGACACCAAAAAGAUCCAGAAAAAGUUUUCAAAACAUGGAAAAUCUGGUCAUGAAAAGCCAAACAGCAAACUGAGUCCUGGUCGAUCAUCGAAAAGAGAAUUAGAUCAAAGCAACAUGUCAACUUUGGGUGCCUCAGGUUCUGCAGCUGGCCUCAGGCUUCUUGGGGCAGUCAAGGAAACAAAUGUCCAUCCCACAAAUGAUCACUUAAUUAAUGGUGAUUAUAGUGACACAGUGGUUCACCGCAGACAUUUUUCAUGGCCUUUAAAUCCUUUAGAGUCUAUUAACCGUUAUUCUCCUCUGGCUGAUAUGACAGAAGAGUAGCAACGUUUGGAUAAAUGUAUUUUUUUCAUGGCUACUUAUACCUGCACCUCUCAUUAUCCCACUGCCUUCUUUCAGCAGUCAUGUUGGAUAAUACUAAAAAAAGUAAUAAUAAUACCAUUAAUAAUAAAAAAAAUUGUCAUGCAGUACUCCUGGUCACUUAUGAAACUCUUGGUUUUAGCUACUGUCUCUUUAUACCAACAACAAAUUGGUUAUAUGUGUGCUUAAUGUGUUUUAAUGUCGAGAACAUUCCAAGA